UCCGAUCAAGUCGAGCAUUUAUUUCCAAGUAAGAAAGAGAUUGAUGAAAUCUAAAAUUGGGCGGGAAAUUGAAUAAUUUUCCUUUUGAGAAAAACUAACUUUUCUGCAAUGGCUCAGAGUAUGUUGACAGCAUACCUUCCUGUAUUGUUAAAACCCUACAGUCAAUAUAAGAAUGACUUGAUACAGUUUCUACAGAAUUUUCGAGUUGUUCAAGACGAAAAUUUUUAUACGCAUUUGGGACCUUAUUCGAGCGAAGAAACAAGGGCGCCUGGUGUGGAAAGCUCCUUACAGGACUCGGAAGAAAUUAGUUCACUUCCUAUGUCUUCUAUUUCCCCUAACGAACAAAUGCCUCACAAAUAUAUGAUUCAAAUACAAGAAAUUGCAAAUCGAACCAGAAAAUCUUUAAAUAUUGAGUUGGAUGAUAUCAUCGCUGAAGGAAGAGAGGAACUUGCGCAAGCUAUAACAAUCAAUACUUUGCGCUUUAUUGAAAUUGCUUCACAAGCAGUGGACGAAAUCUUAAAGAAUGUAAAACCUCAGCAAUCCAUAGUUAAAGACCAGUUUGAUAUUGUAAUAGAACAGUAUUUGCAGCUGGAGAGUGACUAUAGAGGAACUCACAUAAUGAGUGAAGACUCUGCAUUAGGAAACGAAAUAGAUCCACGUGUUAUGGCUGAAUUGGACCCUCUCAACGCUCCUAUCGAAGAUCAACAGAACAAGAUACCGGCUCAGCUUGUACGAAGAUACGAAAUUCACUUCAUUCCACCUACCAAUACUAAACCAUUAUCUAUAAGGGAAAUAACUGCAGUUGAUAUCGGUCAUUUAGUUAAAAUCAAAGGACUCGUUGUCAGAGUAUUAGACGUCAAGCCUCGUGUGACCGUUGCCUGUUAUAGUUGCGAAUCUUGUGGUUUCCAAGCCUUCCAACAAGUCAACUCUCGAAAGUUCAUGCCACUAGUAGCGUGCCCAAGUGCCGAAUGUCGCACCAAUAGAAAGUCUGGUGAACUCUAUCUUAAUAUGAGAGGAACCAAAUUUGUAAAAUACCAAGAAAUUAGACUUCAAGAAACUGCCGAUCAAGUCCCAGUUGGACAUAUACCUCGUGCAGUAACUUUGCAGCUCUUAGGUGAAGUAGCUAAACAGUGCUCUGCAGGCGAUUUGGUAACUGUUUGCGGCGUUUUUCUUCCAACUCCCCAGACAGGUUUCCAUUCUCUUCACGCAGGUCUCGUUGCUGAUACUUUUCUGCAAGGAAUGCACAUCGAACGCAACAAAAAGACCUACGAGGAAUUCAUCCCUUCUGUUGAAGUUGAUAGGCAAGUGUUUGAGCUUUCCAAAGACACUCAAGUAUAUGAGCUCUUGGCAAAGUCCAUUGCUCCUGAAAUAUAUGGCCACUUGGAUGUCAAAAAGGCUCUCUUACUACUUAUGGUUGGAGCACCUCUUCGAAGGUUCCAAGACGGAAUUCGUUUGCGUGGUGAUGUUCACGUCUGCCUUAUGGGUGAUCCUGGUGUAGCCAAGUCUCAGUUAUUGAAACAUAUUGCCACUAUAACACCUCGUGGCGUAUACACCACAGGAAAAGGCUCUUCUGGAGUUGGUCUAACUGCAGCAGUGUUGCGAGAUCCACUCACCAAUGAAUUGAUGUUAGAAGGUGGAGCGUUGGUUAUUGCAGAUAUGGGAGUUGCUUGUAUCGAUGAAUUUGAUAAGAUGGAUGAAGUCGAUCGAACUGCCAUUCAUGAAGUAAUGGAACAGCAAACUGUUUCCAUUGCCAAAGCUGGCAUAACAACCACGCUGAAUGCAAGAGCUGCUGUUUUGGCUGCUGCCAAUCCUGCUUACGGUCGUUACAACAAGAAAAAGACACCUUCCCAAAACAUCAACUUACCACCGGCACUCUUAUCCCGUUUCGAUUUGCUGUUUCUGUUGAUCGAUACUCCUAAUGAAGCUCAAGAUUUUCAAUUAGCUAAGCAUGUUACGUAUGUACACCGAGUUGGCAAACAUCCUGAAGAUGAGUUUCAUCCCGUGGAUCCUCAACUGAUUCGCGCUUAUGUUGCCAAGGCUAAAAGAUACAAUCCUGUCAUUCCAGGGUUCGUUUCAAAGUAUAUUGUCAAUAAUUAUGUGGCAAUGAGAGAUAAGGAAAAGAAAGCUGGUGAAUGGGCGGAAAAUUAUACUUCGGCAAGAACUCUUCUAAGUAUUCUUCGUUUAAGUCAAGCUCUGGCAAGAAUCCGCUUUAGUACUUUUGUGGAACAUGCUGAUGUUGAUGAGGCCAUUCGUCUAUUAGAGUCAAGCAAGUCCUCGUUGAGAGAGGAAUACAUUGGCAAAAGUUACAACAGUGAUCCUGUUGCAGAAAUUUAUCGACAUGUUUGUGAAGCAAUACAUGGUAUGGAUGGAACAUCUGAAGUUGUGCUAUCCGAUGUGGAAAGGCAAAUAUUGGGAAGAGGCUAUUCUCAUGAUCAGUGGGCCAAGUGCCUUGAAGAAUAUGAACAAUUGAAUAUUUGGAUGAUCGAUAGAAAUCUGGACAAAAUACGACUGGUUGCUUAAAUGAAAUCGAUACUAUCCUUUUGCUUUACAAUUAUUUGUCUUUCAUGUGGAAAUGCAAUGUCAAUCUCAUCUAGUCAAAU
Galdieria sulphuraria is the source of this 2600-nucleotide messenger RNA. RefSeq names its product minichromosome maintenance family (MCM). The record is from RefSeq and is a predicted model, not a curated record. Gene Ontology annotation, cellular component: nucleus; MCM complex. Bases 109 to 2520 code for a protein of 803 amino acids. The transcript is spliced from 3 exons. Gene Ontology annotation, molecular function: single-stranded DNA helicase activity; single-stranded DNA binding; ATP binding. Gene Ontology annotation, biological process: DNA replication initiation; DNA replication; DNA strand elongation involved in DNA replication. NCBI's taxonomy places the organism in Eukaryota, Rhodophyta, Bangiophyceae, Galdieriales, Galdieriaceae.